Messenger RNA from Lathyrus sativus (Indian pea), 282 nucleotides. Lineage: Eukaryota; Viridiplantae; Streptophyta; Magnoliopsida; Fabales; Fabaceae. The record is from the annotation of a GenBank genome assembly.
AUGGUCCUUAGUAUCAUAUUUGUAUUUGACUAUGGAUUGAGCUUUGCAAUUGUCACUGCCACCGUUUCUCAAGUUUUCCUCUUCCACGGAAAAGAGAUUCUUUUGAUGUGGAGGAAGACAAGAGUUGCACUAAAAGAACAAGCCGGAGACUUGCAUACAAGAAUCAUGAAGAAAAACUGCGCACAAGUCCCUGACUGGUGGUUCAUGACAAAUUUAGUCCUUAUGAUUAUUUUGGCAUUGGUAUGUUGUGAAGGCUUUGACAAGAAGCUCCAACUUCCAUGA